Messenger RNA from Impatiens glandulifera, 739 nucleotides. RefSeq lists its product as uncharacterized. Bases 77 to 457 code for a protein of 126 amino acids. Lineage: Eukaryota; Viridiplantae; Streptophyta; Magnoliopsida; Ericales; Balsaminaceae. The transcript has 2 exons. The record is from RefSeq and is a predicted model, not a curated record.
CUUCUUCUCUAAUAAGUCCGUCUUCUCACCGGUCGAAAACCUAGCGUGGAUCCAUAUCGCCUUCCCAAUUACCGCCAUGGCUUCAGCAGCAAAAUCUGUCCUUCAGACACUCAGGCGUUACAUCAAAAAGCCAUGGGAAAUCACUGGUCCUUGCGCCUCUCCCGAGUACAAAUUGGCUGUUCCCAAGGCUACGGAAUACCGUUUGUUCUGUCCCGCCACCAUUCCUGAGAAGGCCAUUAUCCCAUCUUCCGACCCCGAGACCGUCUACGACAUCAAGUACUUCUCCCGCGACCAGCGUCGCAACCGACCGCCGAUUCGCCGUACUAUUCUCAAGAAGGCCGAUGUCGAAAAAAUGAUGAAGGAGACUACUUUCGAUGUCAGCGAUUUUCCCAUCCCUUACCUCACCGCUAAAGUCGUCGAGGACAUGGAUGCCAUUGGCGGAGGUUAUCAGAAAUGAGGUUUCUUUCUAUUCUAUAUUCUGUAGGUCAAGGUUCAAAUGGACAACAACUGGAGGCCUGAAAUGCUGUAAAGGCAAUUAUCAAAACAUUUUUAUUUUUAUUUUUAUUUUCCAUAUCUCCUAUUGAAAUACACAGAAAACUGUGGUUAUGAAUAGACUCCCCCAAUAAAAUUUAUUUGAAUCUCUAACCUCAAUUAUGGUUUGUUUGUGUUACACUGUUGUGGAAUGACAAUUGUUUGUUUUUUCUCUGAAUUUUAUUAGAAGAGAUGUGAAUUAUGCCCA